Populus euphratica (Euphrates poplar) is the source of this 1557-nucleotide messenger RNA. RefSeq names its product 1-aminocyclopropane-1-carboxylate oxidase homolog 1-like. The transcript has 3 exons. Lineage: Eukaryota; Viridiplantae; Streptophyta; Magnoliopsida; Malpighiales; Salicaceae. The record is from RefSeq and is a predicted model, not a curated record. Bases 260 to 1393 code for a protein of 377 amino acids.
UAGCUAGGCUAGCUAUACGUAGUAUCUUAGCCUCUUGUCCUGUUCGAGUUCCAUGGACAAUUUGGAACUCAAGGGCAUCCAGUACUCUUGUCGUUACUCCAUUUUCUUUCCUUAAAAUAUACACGAGAAUGAGAAUUCUUUUCUUUAUUCUUGAAUAGGCUCUCGGUCCUGAUUGUGCUCUAUUUAAUUGAAACCAACUUACAUCCUCCUCGAUCUAUCCGGCUCUCACUAAUAUUCAUAACCCUAUAUUGUUUCAGGCAUGAAAGUCAUGCCUUCCAAUGCUGUGAAUUCAUAUCUUGAAGAUGGGUCGUCCAGCUACGAUAAAGCUAAGGAAGUGAGGGCAUUCAAUGAAACGAAAGCCGGUGUUAAGGGACUAGUUGACUCUGGUGUGACCAAGAUCCCCAGGUUUUUUGUCCACCCACCAGAGAGCGUGCAAAACCCGUCAUCCGAGACGAGCAGUGAUAUCGGCCUUCAGAUUCCUGUGGUAGACUUUGAAGGGUUCGGAGGUUGUCGACGACAGGAGGUUGUCGACGAGGCUAGGAAAGCAUUAGAAACAUGGGGUUUUCUCCAAAUGGUUAAUCAUGGAAUUCCAGUUAGUGUCUUGGAUGAGAUGUUAGCCGGUGUGAAACGGUUCCACGAGCAACCACAGGAUAAGAAGAUGGAGUUUUACACGCAUGACUAUAAGAAGCCAGUGAGGUUCUUCUCCAAUGGAGAUCUCCUUGUGAAUAGAGGGCCAGCUUGCUGGAGAGACACGGUAGCAUUUGAUUUCAAAGAUAGUAAACUGGAUCCUGAACUGUUUCCUGAUAUAGUCAGAAAUGAAGUGCGUAAUUACAUCACACAGAUGAUCAAAAUGAAGAAGACAAUGUGUGAGCUUAUAUCGGAGGCACUUGGACUUCAUAGUGACUACCUUUCCAGCAUAGAAUGCAUGGAAACAGAGAUUUUAUUGGGUCACUAUUACCCGACUUGUCCUGAACCAGACUUGACGGUGGGCGCAACCAUGCAUACUGACCCAUGUUUUCUGACUCUACUCCUACAAGACAACAUGGGUGGUCUCCAAGUUCGCAAUCAAAAUCAAUGGGUAGAUGUCCCCACCCUGCAAGGAGCUCUUGUAGUUAACUUGGGGGACUUCAUGCAGCUGAUCACCAAUGACAGGUUCAAAAGUGUGGAGCACAGAGUUCUUGUUGGACAAGUUGGAUCCCGGACAUCAGUUGCAUGUCUUUUCUAUCCAGGCACUGCAAAUUAUAAUUCGAAACCAUACGGGGCAAUCAAGGAGCUUCUAUCAGACAACAACCCACCAAGAUAUAGGGAAACUAAUAUGGCUGAAUAUAUGGCUUACGUAAGGUCCAGGGCUUUAGAUUGCAGCUCAAAUCUUUCUCAUUUUAAACUGCCAUGAGACUCCCCAUGUCCAUGCUUGGUGCAAAUUCUCAACUUCUAUCCACUGCAGUGACUGGUUGAGAAUUUAAUGCAUCUUGUCUGUAGUGAACAUGUCAACCCUUUCUUUGAAGCUAUGAUAUCAUCGUCAUCAUGUCUUUCUUCAAUGCAUACUCUUUAUACUAU